CAGGGUAGGCAGGUGCUCCUCACGGUACCUGCCUCUAACGCAAAUUGGAUGUGGGUGCUUAACGCGCUCCCGCACUCACGCAACGCGUCUCCCCCACGAGGAAAGUUCACGGAUCAAGAAACACACACCCACACACUCAAUGCUGGUUGCAUGAUCGGGUCGAGGAUUUCUGAACGGCGCUGCGCAUUUAUCUCAGACUUGUAUCCACCUCAACGUCCCUUUAUGCCAUUCGAAGAGCGUUCCGAUGUCGACCACCCGCCGCCGUUCGCGCAGCGCACUCGAGGAAGAUGACAGCGACGUCGACACCGUCGAUGGCACGGAGCCCGCAUCGCCUAAGAGGAUGCGAAGAACAGACUCCAUCAUCGACGAUAAUACACCCGAGCCGAGUGGAUAUGUGAAUGGCGAUCGCCAGCAUGAAAAGAUCGCCAAGGUGUCGGAAGAUGACUACGCCCCUGGUGCCAUUAUCCGCGUCUCCGUCAAGAACUUUGUCACGUACGAGAAGGCCGACUUCUUUCCUGGUCCAAACUUGAACAUGGUGAUUGGACCAAACGGGACAGGCAAAAGCUCGCUCGUAUGCGCUAUCUGCCUGGGUCUAGGCUACGCACCAAAACACCUCGGGCGAGCAGGGUCCGUGAAAGAAUUCGUGAAGCAUGGCAAAGACAUGGCCACCAUCGAAAUUGAACUUCGCAAGCGAGAGAAGGACCGACGGAACUAUAUCAUCAAGGUGCAGAUCAGGCGUGAGCAAAACUCGCAGAAGUGGUGGUUGAACGGCAAGGAGUCAAGCCAUAAGAAUAUCCAGACCCUGAUGCGCGAGCUCAAGAUCCAGGUGGACAACCUCUGUCAGUUCCUGCCCCAAGAUCGAGUCGUGGAAUUUGCGGCUUGCACUCCUGUCGAUCUGUUGCACGAAACACUCCGCGCUGCUGCCCCCGAGGAGAUGCUUGAGUGGCAGUCUAAACUGCAGGGUCUACACGCGGAGAAGAAGGAGAUGACGGCAACCAACGACGCCGACAAAGACUACCUCGCGAACCUCGAAAAUCGCCAGCAAGGCUUGCAGGCGGAUGUGGAUAGGCUCCGGGAACGAGAGGAGAUCCAGAAGAACGUUGAAAAUCUCAAGUCGGCGCACAAGAUGGCACUCUACCAAGACGCACGCCAGGCCCACGUGGCCGCGAAAGCGAAGCGCGACGAGGCGAAAAGGGCACUCAAGCGUCUCGAACACAAUAGCGGUCCCUCGUUGCAAGCCGUGAAAGACAAGCAAGACUACGCCACGCGAGUGCAAGCUGUGAUACCUCUCAGAGAGAAGGCGGCAGAACUGGCGAAAAAGGACAUCGUGGCAUUGGCUGCGAAGGUUUCCAGUGCCGCCUCAGAGGUGAAGGAUGCCAAUCACAGCAUUGAAGCAGAGAGGAAAGGCUUCGCUAAUCAAAGGAAGGAGAUGGGCACAAUCAAAGCUACGAUCAACAAUAUCCAAGCCAAGCUGAGAAAAACCCCACCCCCAAGAGACUGGUCUGAUGUCAACCACAAGAUUCGCAGCAUGUCACACGAAGAGCGAGAGCUCGGUGCUGAAGAUGAUCGCCUCAAAGCCCAGAUCCACAACAUUUCAGAGGAAGGCAAGGCUAAGAGGCGGGAAAUCCAAACGACGGAGAAGAACAUUGAAUCUUUCAACACCCAGCAAGGGCAGCAAAUGGCACUCAUGCAGAAAAACUUCCCCGAACACGCUAAGGGCUGGGAAUGGGUACAGGAGCACCAGAAUGAGUUUGAGAAGGAGAUCUUUGGGCCGGCCAUGGUCACUUGCUCGAUCAAAGACGAGCGAUACUCUGAUCAAGUGCAGUCUGUACUUGGCCAAGAGGAUUUCACGUGCUUCACCGCGCAAACGACCAACGACUUGACGAAACUCAACGACCAGCUCCUAAGAACCAUGAGCUUGAGUGUCGCUACUCGCUCAUGCGCAAAUCCCCUCUCGUCUUUCAAGACGCCCGUGGCUUUGGAGGAGGCUAGGCGCCUGGGAAUGGAAGGCUUCGCCAUCGAUUACGUGGAUGGUCCUGAGCCCGUCCUGGCCAUGCUCUGCGCCAGUUCCGGCUUACACAGAGCUGGCAUAUCAUUGCAGGAGCACACGGACCAGCAGUACGAGGCGAUUGUGCAGAGCGGUGCGAUCAAUUCGUGGUCUGCCGGAAAGACUGCGUACAAUAUUCGCCGCCGGCGCGAAUACGGACCUGGCGCUGUGACGACGGUAACGAAACCAGUUAAGGGGGGUCGUUUUUGGAAAUCACAGCCUCUCGAUUCCGCCGAGCUGAACGAAUACAAGCGUCGACUUGCUCAGGCAUCAGAGGAGUUUGCAAGGCUCAAAUCGCAAUCAAACGACUCCAAAACCCGGAAGGGUGAGAUAGAGGAAAAGCGAGCGAAACUGCGCACCGAAAUCGAAACAUUACAAGCCGAGAAGAAUGAGCUCCAAAGAGAGUGGCAGCGUUUCAACAGCUUGCCAGACCAGCUGGAGGCUGAGGAAACGAAGAAGAAGAAUUGCGAGAAUGAAAUGAACGCGAUCCGCGGUCGUAUCAGCGAGUUGAAUUUGAAGUACGACAAGGCCACCGUCAAACGUGCCGAAUUGGCGUUGCAGCACGCAAACGCCCUUGAGCAGUGCCGAAUCGCUCUAGAUGCCCUCGUCGAGACAAAGAUCUGGCAUCUCGAGGCCGAGUCUGACCUAGAGGGCCUGACAGCUCGCAAUGCUAGCAUCAUGCAGCAACUUGAUGACCAGAAACGUGUCUUUGACGAAGCUGCCGCAGAGGCCGAGACAGCACGAACCAUGGGCAAGGAGUAUCGCGAAGCCGUGGAGAUUAUGAUGGGAGAGAACCCGAGCGAGGAAUGGCGUGCUACCAUCACUGACCUCUGCCAGGACAAAUCAGCACCCGAUCUCGUGGUCGAGUACGAAGCUGAAGAAUCCAAGCUCGAGCUCAUACAAGCCGCUAACCCCAGCAUCAUGCGGGAGUUUGAGCGGCGAGCAGCCGACAUUGAUCGCCUGAAGCGGAAACAAGCCAACUCGCAGGAGAAGCUGCAGAGACUCAACGAAGGCAUCGAGGCACUCAUGGCCAAGUGGGAGCCAGAGCUGGACAAGCUGAUUGACAAGAUCGACAGGGCAUUUGCCCAUAACUUUGAGCAGAUUCAGUGUGCUGGCGAGGUCCGCGUCCACAAGGCCGACGAUUUUGACCUCUGGGCCAUUGAUAUCCUGGUCAAAUUCCGUGAGAGCGAAGAACUACAACAACUGACCGCCCACCGUCAGUCAGGCGGUGAGCGUGCCGUGUCCACAAUCUUCUACCUCAUGGCCCUCCAGUCGAUGGCGCAGUCCCCGUUCCGCGUCGUCGAUGAGAUCAACCAGGGUAUGGAUCCUCGGAAUGAACGCAUGGUCCACGAGCGCAUGGUGGACAUUGCGUGCAAAGAGCAUUCGAGCCAGUAUUUCCUCAUCACGCCCAAGCUGCUGACGGGCCUCCGCUACGAUUCGCGCAUGAGGGUGUUGUGCAUUGCCAGUGGAGAGCACAUGCCGGAAGACGGAGAGAGGUGUGAUUUCAGAGAGUGCCUCAAGGUGCAGAAGAUGUUGCUCCGGGCGUAAUCAGUAAUGGAGAGCCUUCUUAAAACUGGGUUACACGUCACAUUGACACACCCAAGGACGGAGAUAGACGAGGUAAAACACAAUUGUGAGCGAUU
This is a messenger RNA of Emericellopsis atlantica, 3690 nucleotides long. RefSeq names its product structural maintenance of chromosome complex subunit SmcA. Gene Ontology annotation, cellular component: Smc5-Smc6 complex. The record is from RefSeq and is a predicted model, not a curated record. The coding region runs from base 245 to 3595 and encodes 1116 amino acids. The transcript has 5 exons. Gene Ontology annotation, molecular function: ATP binding; ATP hydrolysis activity. Lineage: Eukaryota; Fungi; Ascomycota; Sordariomycetes; Hypocreales; Bionectriaceae. Gene Ontology annotation, biological process: double-strand break repair via homologous recombination.